UGAUGAUGACCUUAACCUAGAUGAGGUCUCGAGGGAUGAGAACCCCUUAGUUAUUGUUAAUCCUAAGGGGGAUUCUCCCCAGCAUCCUAAGGAAGUGAUGCUUGACAAGGUCUCUCCCUUGGAACCGACUCCUAAGAAGGCUUCGAAAAAAGGUAUCAACAAGAGUCUGGUAAAACCUUUGAGUGAUAUCCCUUCAUUUUCUAGGGACAGUCCAUCAAAAGGGAAUAGGGCUGAGUGUGGCCUUGAUGACAUGUUCUGGGUUGCCACCAUGGUGCCCAAUGGAAUUAAAACUUGGGCUCUGUUAGAUCAC
Messenger RNA from Ilex paraguariensis (yerba mate), 310 nucleotides. The record is from the annotation of a GenBank genome assembly. NCBI's taxonomy places the organism in Eukaryota, Viridiplantae, Streptophyta, Magnoliopsida, Aquifoliales, Aquifoliaceae.